Messenger RNA from Musca domestica (house fly), 3022 nucleotides. RefSeq names its product zinc finger protein 569. The record is from RefSeq and is a predicted model, not a curated record. Gene Ontology annotation, cellular component: nucleus. The coding region runs from base 254 to 2992 and encodes 912 amino acids. NCBI's taxonomy places the organism in Eukaryota, Metazoa, Arthropoda, Insecta, Diptera, Muscidae. The transcript is spliced from 4 exons.
UGAACAAAACAUUUGUUUGCGAAACUCAUUUCGAUCUUUAGAACCCUUUAGACCAAUUUCUUUUCCUAUCUUUUAGAACCCUUUUCCUGGGAUUUGUUUUGAUUUCGAUAUUUAUUAUUUUUUCUUCGGCCUUCUGUUUCUCCUUGUUUCUUAUUGGUUUACUCCAUUUUCUUGUUUGAACUUCUUGGCUUGAGUGGCGUCGCGGAAAUAGCAAGACAUCCUUCUCGGCUUGGAGACAUAUUAAGGGAAUAAAAUGUUAAAAGUCCUUCCACCCAUCAUAGGCAAUCGAGCUAAAGCGAAAUGCGGCGAAAUUUACUUUCAUAACUCCACCGAAUUCACCAUUUUAUGUGUGUGUGGUCUGAAACAUUUUGUUUUCGAUGACUUCCUGUUGCACAUCCAGAAUGUCCACUUUGAAAACGACUUACUCAAAACGGAAUCCUUUAGCAGUAAAGAUGACACCAAAUACCCAGGAGUGGAGAUAAAAUCGGAAGGUGAAAUAAAUAUACCACCCUAUGACCAAUUGCAUGAGGAAGAAAUAUGGGAUAGCCAGGCAUUAAUUGGUGGAGAAGAAGAUUUCCUUUCAGGUAAUGAUCACAACAUCGAUGGAGAUGAUGCGGAUUCCGAAGAGGAUAGUUGUGAGGAGGAAUUUAUAUCGGUAUUAAAAAAACCAAACAAAACCAAGGCGAGAGAAAUGAAAAAAAUUAAAAGUGAUAUUGAAGACGACGAAGAGGACGAAGAUCAUAGUUCGGAUGAAGAUUUUAAACCACCAUUGGACGGCGAAGCGGCCACAACGGAGGCAUGUGUGGAAUGUGAACUUUGUUGCAAAUCCUUUCGCAAUGCUAGACUUUUGAGGGCACACACAAAACGAGUACAUGAUGAAAGUGGUAUUAAGAAAGAAGUUCCGGAAGCGAAGGAGCAUAAAUGUUCAGAAUGUAACGAAGUGUUUAACAAAAGAAAGCAUUUGGACCAACACAUCAUCGAAAUCCAUGGCGGUUUUAAAUGCUCGAUGUGUGGGUUGCGCUACAAACAACGGCAUCAGCUCAAAAGGCAUGAAAAGACGCACAGUGCGGAGAAAAAUUUCACUUGCCAUGUUGAGGGUUGUGGGAAAAGUUUUGCGGAAAAAUACUAUCUGCGGCGCCACAUAGAUGUCCAUAGAACCGAUCGAAGUUUUGUGUGCGAUUUUGAAAACUGUGGAAAAGCUUUUCACACAAUGCGUCGUUUGCGAGCCCAUCAAAAAAUCCACACUAAACCGAAAAAUCUCAUCUGUGAUGCCUGUGGCUAUACAUGCCGGGAAAACGAAACGUUGCGGGUACAUCAGCGAUCGCAUACUGGCGAGAAACCCUAUGCCUGUGAGGUAUGUCAGAAGCGUUUCGUGUCCAGUUCGGCACUGGGUGAACAUAUGGCCUCCCAUUCGACGGAAAGACCGCAUAUUUGCAAAGUUUGCAAUGCCUCAUUUGCCCGACAAAAGGCACUCUAUCAUCACAGUUUUCUGCAUUCGGAUGUUAAAAAAUUCAAAUGUAAAAUUUGUGGUAGUGCCUAUAAGCAGGCAUCCGGUUUAGCUGGUCAUAUGCGUAAGCAUAGGGAGGAAGGCAUGAUGUCAAUGGUACCUGAUAGAAGUAAUAUAGUGCCGGCCGCACCAACUGUGGUACCACCAACGUCGUCGUCUUUGAGGGUAGCCUAUGUUCCACCAACGUAUCAAUUUAAUGCGUUUUAUGAACAUUACAGCUGUUUCAUUGACUAUCCCCUUAUCCAAACGGUUAAUCGGGAAAUCAAAACAAUUAGCUUCAAAAUGCUAAAAAAUUGUUUUUUACCCGUAAAUUACAAUAAACCAGGACAGUUAUGCGGUGAAAUAUUCUAUCAAAACUUUGACGAGUUCAUAUUCAACUGUAAAUUGUGCAAAAUAAAAAUAUUCGAUUACUUUGAUUUUGUAAAACAUCUGAAAAAUUCCCAUGCCAAUGAGUUAUCAGACAUCAGGAAGAACGAGGGAACAGCAUCAUGGAAAAAUGAAGAAACGGAAGAUGUUGAGUAUAUUUUAAAAUGCAAUUCCAGCGUUUCUUCCAACACUGCUGACCAAGUAGAUGCUUUAACGAAGGAAUUUAAGGUGGAGCAAGAGUUCAUUAUCGAUGAUGCUUAUAAUAAUAAUGAAGCGGACGACGAUGAUUAUAUGCCAGACGAGGAAGAAGAGAGAUAUUCUCUUCACUCGGAUCCGGAGGAAGAGGAUGAACCCAAAAGUAUAAUAAGAAAUACCAAUGUACCAAAAGAAUUUCCCUGUGAGUCUUGUGAAAAGAUAUUUGUGACCAAACAUCGUUUGCACUUGCACAUGAAAAUGGUUCAUAUGAGGGAAAGACCGUACAAGUGCGACUACUGUGAUAAGUCCUUUUUCGAGAACAGUUCUCUGCAGAAUCACAUUGGCCAACAUACCGGCUACAAUUGUCCGACAUGCAACAAAACCUUCUCAACCAAACGUAAUUUAAAGCGCCACACAUAUUUGCACAUAGAAACCAAGGAAUUUGUGUGUUCCGUGGAUAAUUGCGGCAAAGCGUUCUCCAACAAAAUUCUCCUAAAGGAACAUGGACGUGCCCACAAGAGGGAUAUAUUCAUCUGCGAGGAAUGUGGCUAUAAGUGUCGCCAGCGAGAGUCGCUCAUAGUACACAAACGAAGUCACACGGGUGAGAAACCAUUCGGUUGCGAAUUGUGCGACCGUAGAUUUGGAUCAAAACCCUUGUUGAAGGAACACAUGGCGACCCACGAAACCGAGCGUAAUCACAUAUGUGAUGUCUGUGGCAAAAGUUUUAAUCGGCCGAAGGCACUGUAUCAUCAUAAGCACUUGCAUUUGGGCAUUAAGAAAUAUGUGUGUAAAGUUUGUGGCCAGGCGUAUGCUCAGGCAGCAGGUCUAUCGGCACAUACGCGUAAGCAUCGGGAGGAUGCGGGACUAUUUCCAAAUGUACUCUCUAAUCCGUUAAAUGUAAAUACUAUUUUUAAUAAUAUGUAAGCUGUUGAAUAAAGAAGUUAAGUAAGUGUA